UUUAUAUUUUGUUCCAUAGAUGUCGCUGGUGUCAAGAGAACAUGGCCACUGUGACACUGCAACCAUGUGGAGAUCUUGUUCUCUGCAAGAAUUGUUCUUCUGAAAUGACAUUUAAGAGAUGCCCCAUGUGUCGAGAAUACACCCUCAGCAAAAGUGAAUUUGGGAGUCCAGUUCUGAAGGAGAGGGAUCUUCUGAGAGUGGCUAAGAGGUUAGGACGUGAUUGGUGGCAAGUGGCGAUUUUUUUAGGAGUUGAUACAACUGAACUGAAAAUUGAUGAUGAGUCUAUUGACGCUGUAAAACAAGGCUACCUGAUGCUUUACGAAUGGUUCAGGAAUUGCGACCCAGAAACACGGACACACGCAACAUUACAUGCAGCUCUUGAAGAAGCUGAAUGUGUCGCUGCGAUGGAAUGUCUAUCAUUAGACGCAAAGUGAAUUUCUGUGUAACUGUUGUUGUUUAGCCUCAGAUUAACCUUGACCAAACAGAGACUUAUGAUCAAACGCAUUCCAGCCAGGACCAUCAUGCCUAUUUCCAAAGAGAACCCACAACCACAUUGUCCAAUAUGCCCUUCUGUACAGUGAUAUCGUGUGAAUUUAGCUACUAAUUCUAGCAGGUAUAUCACUGGUUUGGCUCCUUUGUUAAAAAUUCACAUUUAAAAUAAAGACAAACUUUGAAAUGUUCA
Molecule: messenger RNA, 682 nt
Organism: Octopus sinensis (East Asian common octopus)
Lineage: Eukaryota; Metazoa; Mollusca; Cephalopoda; Octopoda; Octopodidae
Exons: 3
Coding region: 42-434 (130 amino acids)
Source: RefSeq, a predicted model, not a curated record